Molecule: messenger RNA, 825 nt
Organism: Cercopithifilaria johnstoni
Lineage: Eukaryota; Metazoa; Nematoda; Chromadorea; Rhabditida; Onchocercidae
Source: the annotation of a GenBank genome assembly
AUGUGUAAUACAAUCGCUCUUAGCACAGCAUCAUUACUGCUGUUAAUAUUACUGUCAAGUUUUGGAAGUGAUACCUAUGCAAUUGUUUGCACUUAUAUGGGUGAGCGGCAUAAUGAUGGUGAUCGAUGGGUAGUUCGAUCGGCAUUCAUUAUCGAAUGUCACGUUUAUCCGGACGGAUCAUGGCGAGCUGAUGUUGUUGCAUGCCAAACACCGAAAGGUAUCGAAAUGCAUGAUGGUGAUGAGAUUAUGGAAGAUGAUGUGAAAUUACAAUGUGAAAAAUUACCAUCGGGUGGAUAUCGAAUGCAAAAAUUUUAUUUUAAUCAAAAUAUUACUUGUGAAGGGCAUAAAUUUGGAGAAUGGUGGAUCAGUAAAAGAAAUUUCAAUAAAACUUGUUCACCAACGGGAACAUAUAUUAUGAACUGUUUAACAGAUACCGGUAUUCCGAUUGAACUAAAUCGAUCCGUUAUAUUGAGUGGAACUCGAUAUAAUUGUACAGGUCAUAGCAAUGGUUUAGUAACUUUUACACGUGACUUCCCGAGAAAUUUUCAUAUCACAUCGAAGAUAGAACAAAUUUAUUGCACUGUCAACGAUGUACAAAAGAAAAUCAAUGAAACAUGGAUUGAAGAUACGAAUUUUAUUAAAAAAUGUAAUGAGCGAGCUGUAACUAUUGUUAAAGCUUGUAUCGCCGAUGGUUUCAUUAUCGAUCUCAAUUCGAAACUUACGCGUAAUGGUAAGACGUACGCAUGUACCGGAAGUGAUAAUGGGAAUGUUUUAUUCAAAAUUAUGCCAGUUAUUGACAACAGCACUCAUUCUGGUUCAGUUUAA